Rubroshorea leprosula is the source of this 1051-nucleotide messenger RNA. NCBI's taxonomy places the organism in Eukaryota, Viridiplantae, Streptophyta, Magnoliopsida, Malvales, Dipterocarpaceae. The record is from the annotation of a GenBank genome assembly.
AAUUUAUGAUUGGGGAAUCAAACAUUUUGAUCGCCAAGCUUGCUGAAAUCACAAAAACUUUGCAGACAAUGAUCUUGCUAGAUCCUCCAUUCCGACCGAGUUGUACUCCCUCUUAUAAAAGUUGGUGGCAAGACUAUUUCCAUCCUUGGUUCCUCGGUAUCAGCAAGCCAGAUCUGCCAAGGAGAGCUCUUAGAACUCAAGUCAAGAGGAAAAUUGCCACUCCUGCAAAUUCCACGGAGGAGAAUACUCCCUUCAAGCAGCGAAGAACCGGAAGUAUCAAGAGGCCAGCAGUGAAACCAUCUGCAGCCAAGAAACUCAUCAAGUCUGCCCCUCCAUCAGAGUCCACUUCUGCCACGGAAACCCGGACUCAACCUAAUAAAACAGAAGAUGUUCCUCUCGAACCUGUUGCCACAGCAGAUCCUAUUGAAGAUAUAUCUGCUGGAAGUGGUGAAAGCAAUUCUUGCUCCUCUCAUACAAAAUCUGGUGAUGGUUCUUCACCAGCCACAAAGGUUAGGGGUUCUAGAUUCUCUUCACGCAUAGCGAACAAAAGCUUUAAAAUAGUUAGACCGAAUGAACUUAUCGAUCUAAGCCCAGAAAAAGAGAAUACCCCUACACCUAUAGCCUCUCCUGUUAGCCAGGUUGAUGUUGAUGACAUUGAGAGUGUUGCUGCUGAUGUUUCCAUGAUUGAUGAUAAUUUGGAGAAUGAGCUUCUUGUCCAGCUGGACAUGUUGAUAGACCCUCCUGCUAAAUUAGGAUCUAUCACAAAUAGUAAAGGGAAAGCUGUUGCUAAAGAAGCGAAUCCAGAUAUCGAUCUCCCUACCCAGAAGCAGAUUAGCUUUGCUAUUAUGACCCUGCAAGAGCUCCUUGAUGGUGAUCCUUCUCAUUUCUGCAAAGUGCUAGACCAACUAACCGCCUUUGAAACGGCUCAGAUCCUUAGUCGAGCUCCACAAUUAUCUUCUACUCAACAAAAGUUCUAGGCAGAUUUCACUACCAUUUAUACACAUUUUAGCAGGAGAUUCUAGGUACUUGAGAACAAAGUAGCGGCUAUAGA